CCCUGGUAGAGGGCUGCCUUCCCAGGGGCCCGCAGAAGCCAGUGCGAGAGCUUGAGGGUCAGGUCCCCACGGUGGAGCCCUCUAGCCAGAUCCCACAUAAGCCCUUGGUCCUUACACAGGCCACAGUGAAGGCAGCAGCAGGGCCGGCUUUUGAGACAGCAGAGGAGGGGGAGGAGGAUGGGCUUAGUGGGUGGGAUGUCGCUGGCCGACCAAGGAUGGAACAGUAGCCACCGUGGGACACAGGGACACCGUUAGAGCUGCAGGACACAGCUCCCCUCGAUUGCCAGUGUUUCUAACACUUUUUAGACUUCCCCUGGAGGGAAAGCUUGCUGCUGGGGUGGGGGUCACCACCAGAUCCCGGUUUCUGCUCUUGAACUCAGGGACUCAGACAUAGUUCAGAUGGCUGCCCACAUCUCACCUCUCAGAGAUCAUGGCACAACAUAGCACAUCUGAGCCUCGGUUACCUCUCUGAUGACUCCCAAGGCCACUGAUACCAGUCCGUCAAUAUGUGGGGGAUUGGUGACUACCUCCAGUUAGUGAAGGACACAGGUGUCAGUGAAGGACACUGGAGAAAGCCAGGUGGCUUUGAAGUGAGCAUGUGUGUUGGGUGAUGGUUUUGUUUUUUAACAUUUAUGAGUUUAUUGCACACACACAUACAUGCACACACGCGUAUGCACGCACAUGUCCAUAUCAUGGAAUCCGUGCAGAAGUCAGAGGACCACUUGCAGGAGUCAGUUCUUUCUGUCCACCAUGUAGGUCCUGGGGAUUGAAGCCAGCUCACCAGGCUUAGCAACAAAUACCUUUUCGUGUGGGGCCACCUCCCAAGCUUUGUCCUUGUCUGUUAGAGCCCCACUACACAGCCCAGACUCUACUGGAACUUCCAAUCUUAGCUUCCUGAGUGUUGGGAGGUCUGGCUGGCACUACCACACCUGACUUUCAGUCGUAGUUCUAAAGGCAGCCUACCGCUUAUGGGGACCAAAGGGGACUGCUUAGGAGGGGGCUCAGCAGCCUCCCAGGAGCCUCCCUGUCACUCACUGCUGCAGGAUGAGGAGCUACUGGGCCACGUGCAGAGUGCCAUCCUGCAGGUCCAGGGCGACUGUGAGAAGCUCAACGUCACUACCAGCAACCUCAUUGAGGACCAUCGGCAGAAGCAGAAAGACAUUGAAGUGCUGUACCAGGGAAUAGAGAGACUGGAUAAGGAAAAGGCUGACCGAGAGCAUCUGGAGAUGGAGAUUGAUGUAAAAGCGGACAAGAGUGCUCUGGCAUCCAAAGUGAGCCGCAUCCAGUUUGAUGCCACCACCGAGCAGCUGAACCACAUGAUGCAGGAACUGGUGGCCAAGAUGAGUGGCCAGGAGCAGGACUGGCAGAAACUUGUGGACAAGCUCCUGGCAGAGAUGGACAGCAAGCUGGACCGCCUGGAGCUGGACCCAGUGAAGCAGAUGCUGGAGGACCGCUGGAAAUCGCUGCGGCAGCAGCUCAAAGAGCGCUCCCCACUCUACCAGGCCGACGAGGCCGCUGCCAUGCGGAGGCAGCUCUUGGCUCAUUUCCACUGCCUGUCCUGUGACCGUCCCUUGGAGACAGCUGUGACUGGACAAGUCAUCUCUAUGACCCCUAUAGUUCCCAGCAUGCCGGGGCACCGUUCUGUCCGGCCUUAUACUGUGUUCGAGCUAGAACAGGUCCGACAGCAGAGCCGCAACCUGAAGUUGGGCGGCAGCUUCGCUCGAGGCGAUCUGUCACAGAUGGAGAGGAGCGUGGGGCGCCUGCGCAGCAUGCACUCCAAGAUGCUGAUGGACAUUGAGAAAGUGCAGAUCCACUUCGGAGGCUCUGUGAAGGCCAGCAGCCAGAUGAUCCGAGAGCUGCUACAUGCCCAGUGCCUCAGCCACCCAUGCUACAAACGGGGAGUAGACACGGCAGAUUACACCUACUCAACUGUGCCCCGUCGCUGUGGCGGCAGCCACACCCUCACCUACCCUUACCGCCGAAACCGCCCGCAGCACCUGUCCCCACUGGAGGAGAUCCAGAUUGCCAUGAAGCACGAUGAGGUUGACAUCUUGGGCCUUGAUGGUCACAUCUACAAGGGACGAAUGGAUACAAGGUUGCCAGGCAUCCUAGGGAAAGACGGAAUGGCAAAGCACAAGUCGAAGCAGCUGCAGCAGCUGCAGCAGUUACAACAGUUCCAGCAGCUGCAGCAGCUCCAGCAACUCCAGCAGGCCCAGCACGCCCGGCCCCACAUGCACAGACAGCCAUCCCUGGGCCACAGCGGCCUGCCACCCUCUCGACCUCAGAGUGCACAGACGGCUGACAGCAAUUCAGGGCGAAAGAAAGACAGACCUCUUUCCUCUGAGGGGCGCCUCACCCAGCCGAGUGUGGCCCACACAUCCACCCUCACAGAGACGGCAAGUCUGCGUGGUAGCCCAGAUGGGCUGAACAUGCACAUGGGUGGGCAUCCUGGGCAGGGGAUGGAGGAGCCUACCCGGGGACCGAGGUCCACCACUGCUCACUAGACAGAGAUAUAAAUAAAAGUUUUAAAUAAGGCAUUUGGAUACCAAGAGAUGUCUCUGCUGUCCUGCUUCAAGAAGAUGGAGUGAGCAGAAGGUGCCUGCUAUUGGCUAAGCAGUCCUGGGCUUUUAGGUCUCCUCCACAUCUGAAGUAGGUCUGGUUUAUGGUUGGGGAGCUAGAACUCAAGCCCCGCUGAGCUGCUCUGAGGACGCAGGAGCUCAGAGAGGGAGAAUGUUGCACCCAGGGCAGGGAGGAAUGCUGGGGCAAGACUCCAGACCUGGUUCUGGGAACCUGGGGACAGGCUGGGCCUGUUCACAUUACCAGUGCUCAUCUGACAAUGCUAACUAUCUUCUAGUCUGUAGGACGGGUCCAGGGAAUUCUGAGUAGGCUGGGACCCAUGGUGUUUGUACACCAGUUCUACUUAGAGGUGAGGUGUAGCUACCACCUGCUCCCUGGCUGCUGGCUCAGGGUAGCUCCUGGCUCCGCACACAGCUUCCAGCCAGAAGAACAAACCCAUACUGGUGGGCAGUUUUCCACCAGCCAUGUUCUGCAUGCAGUCUUCUUGGAUGAGUUGCUGCAGAUGGUAGCUUGAAAGCCAGCCCUGGUUGAGGGGCUCAGUGCAUGGCUGCCCAGACGCGGGGCGGGGGCAGGGGGCGGG
This is a messenger RNA of Peromyscus californicus insignis, 3157 nucleotides long. Its product is annotated as glutamine-rich protein 2. NCBI's taxonomy places the organism in Eukaryota, Metazoa, Chordata, Mammalia, Rodentia, Cricetidae. Bases 969 to 2504 code for a protein of 511 amino acids. The record is from RefSeq and is a predicted model, not a curated record. The transcript has 11 exons.